Molecule: messenger RNA, 3486 nt
Organism: Morus notabilis
Lineage: Eukaryota; Viridiplantae; Streptophyta; Magnoliopsida; Rosales; Moraceae
Exons: 5
Coding region: 130-3084 (984 amino acids)
Source: RefSeq, a predicted model, not a curated record
GGUGUAAGGUAACAGAGGAGAGAGAGAGAGAGAGAGAGAGAGAGAGAGAGUAUAUUAGCUGGUGGUAGUAGUCCAUCAUUUCAUCUGACUUUUCCUUUUUCUCUCUUUCCUCUCUCUCUCUCUCUAAAAAUGGCUCAUAUCUUCAGAGAACUCUCGCUGGGCCACUCCAAGAGAGAGAGUCAGACCACCACCACAAUGGCCAAGUCCACCACCAUCGCCACCGAUCUCCCCUCCCCGCUCGGCCAACUCGCCGCCCAACUCAGCGACUCGGACCUCCGACUAACCGCCUACGAGAUCUUCGUCGCCGCCUGCCGCACCUCCUCCGGCAAGCCCCUCACCUACGUCACCAACUCCAACUCCAACUCCAAUUCCGACUCGCCGGGGCAACCCGCCAACUCGCCUGGCUCUCCGGCUUUCCAGCGCUCCCUCACCUCCGCCGCCGCCAGCAAGGUCAAGAAGGCCUUUGGCCUUAAAUCUCCAGGUUCCGGCUCCAAGAAGAGCCCAGGCUCCGGGUCCGGUCCCGGGAAGCCCAAGAAGCCAUUGACCGUCGGUGAGCUCAUGAGGAUCCAAAUGAAGGUCUCUGAAGCCAUGGAUUCCAGAGUCAGGAGAGCUCUUCUUAGAAUUGCUGCUGCACAGGUUGGAAGGAGAAUUGAAUCGGUCGUAGUUCCACUAGAGCUGUUACAGCAGCUCAAGCUGUCGGAUUUUACCGAUUCACAAGAAUACGAUGCGUGGCAGAAAAGAACACUUAAAGUUCUUGAGGCCGGCCUCCUUUUGCAUCCUCGCUUGCCACUAGACAGAGCGCAGAGUGCUGCGCAGCGGCUGCGGCAAAUUAUUCACGGGGCUCAGAAUAGACCCAUUGAAACUGGGAGGAACAACGAAUCCAUGCAAGUUCUACGGAGUGCUGUUAUGGCACUUGCAUCGAGAUCAGUUGACGGGUCUCUCACUGAGGCAUGCCACUGGGCAGAUGGGUUCCCACUAAAUCUCCGGCUCUACCAGAUGCUUCUAGAAGCCUGCUUUGACAUUAAUGAUGAAUCAUCCAUACUUGAGGAAAUUGACGAGCUUAUGGAACACAUUAAGAAGACCUGGGGAAUCCUUGGAAUUAACCAGGCAUUCCAUAAUAUCUGCUUUACAUGGGUUUUAUUUCACCGUUUUGUUGCAACUGGCCAAGUCGAAAUGGACCUGUUAUAUGCCGCUGAUAGUCAGCUAGAAGAGGUUGCAAAGGAUGCAAAGACAACAAAGGAUCCAGAGUACUCUAAAGUCUUGAGUUCGACGUUGACAGCAAUAAUGGGUUGGGCAGAGAAGAGGCUCCUAGCAUACCAUGAGACUUUUGAUACCGGCAAUAUUGAAACCAUGCAAGGAAUCGUAUCUUUGGCGGUUGCACCUGCUAAGAUUUUAGUUGAAGAUAUAUCUAAUGAGUACCGAAGAAGGAGGAAGAGCGAAGUUAAUGUGGCUCGAGACAGGAUAGACACCUACAUUAGGUCAUCAUUGCGAACCGCUUUUGCUCAGAGAAUGGAGAAGGCUGACUCAAGCAGGAGAGCAUCCAAAAACCAGCCAAAUCCUCUUCCCGUCCUGGCGAUCCUCGCAAAGGAUGUUGGUGAACUAGCAUUGAAGGAGAAGCGGAUGUUUAGUCCAAUUUUGAAGAGAUGGCAUCCUCUUGCAGCAGGUGUGGCUGUUGCCACCCUACAUGUUUGCUAUGGAAACGAGAUAAAACAAUUCAUAGCAGGUAUAACAGAGUUGACACCAGAUGCUGUGCAAGUAUUGAGAGCUGCAGAGAAGCUGGAGAAAGAUCUUGUACAGAUAGCAGUUGAAGAUUCCGUGGACAGUGAUGAUGGCGGGAAGGCAAUAAUUCGCGAGAUGCCUCCUUUCGAGGCAGAAGCUGCAAUUGCGAAUUUGGUAAAAAUGUGGAUCAAGACCAGAGUGGACAGACUGAAAGAAUGGGUUGAUAGGAAUCUGCAGCAAGAGGUGUGGAUUCCAAUAGAAAACGAAGGAUAUGCUCCAUCUGCUGUGGAAGUUUUGCGAAUAUUUGAUGAAACUUUGGAUGCGUACUUUCAGUUACCAAUACCGAUGCAUCCUGCAGUGCUUCCAGACUUGAUCGCAGGCCUUGAUAGAUGCCUUCAAUAUUACAUAACCAAGGCAAAAUCUGGCUGUGGAGCACGGAAUACAUUUAUCCCCACUUUGCCAGGGUUAACCAGGUGUACUAUUGGAUCAAAGUUCCAAGGAUUUGGCAAGAAGAAAGAAAAAUCACCAAUUCCUCCGAAAAGGAAUUCUCAGGUUGGAACAGUGAAUGGAGAUAACGCUUUUGGAGUACAACAGCUUUGUGUCCGUAUAAACACUUUGCAAAGAAUCCGCGGUGAGUUGGAAGUUUUGGAGAAAAGGAUAAUCACCCAUCUGAGGAACUCUGAAUCUGCCCAUGUUGAAGACUUUUCUAAUGGCUUGGAAAAGAAAUUUGAACUCUCACCGCCUGCUUGUGUGGAGGGAAUCCAGCAACUGUGUGAGACAGUAGCUUAUAAAAUUGUCUUCCAUGAUCUCAGUAAUGUUCUAUGGGAUGAUUUGUAUGUUGGGGAACUAUCUUCCUCUAGGAUUGACCCUUUUAUUGAGGAGCUGGAAAAGAAUUUGCUGAUUAUUUCGAACACUGUGCACGAGAGAGUUCGUACGAGGAUUAUUACCGACAUAAUGAGAGCUUCCUUCGAUGGAUUUCUAUUAGUUUUGCUUGCCGGCGGCCCGGCUCGCGCAUUCUCCAGGCAGCAUUCUCAGAUUAUAGAGGAUGAUUUCAAAGCCCUUAAAGAUUUAUUCUGGGCCAACGGGGAUGGCUUGCCUUCAGAGUUGAUUGAUAAAUUUUCAACCACAGUGAGAAGUGUGCUACCCCUUUUCAGAGCCGACACAGAGAGCCUCAUCGAGAGGUUCAGACGUGCGACCUUGGAGACAUAUGGCUCCUCUGCCAGAUCUAAACUCCCACUUCCUCCAACUACCGGACAAUGGAGCCCGACCGAGCCAAACACGAUCCUGCGUGUUUUGUGCUCUAGGAACGAUGAAGCGGCUUCUAAGUUUCUGAAGAAGACUUUCAAUUUGCCAAAGAAACUGUAACCAACUCAAAUUAUGCCAUAAGGCGCGCAAGGCAUGCCGUUUUUGCACAGUUUAUUCGCGCAACAUUUCUUGCAGUUCUGCUUGUAUGUAGUGAAGAUUAUUGCCUUUGUCAUAUACUCUUAUACAUGGGUGAGUGGAAGGAGGUGGGUUUUCCUUCGAUAGUAUCACUAUCCCGUUGGAAACAUCAUGGGUCAACUUGAGGAGUCCGAAGAGAAUUGAAGAACAAGAUGGAUGGUUGGAUAUUCUUUUAUCAUUCGUUUUGACUCUUUUUUUUUUCAACUUUUAUAAUAUCCUGUUAAUGUUAUACAUUUAUUUUUUUUUACAACUUAGAAGGUUCUUUGCCGUCUAUUUAAUUGUUCGUUUCCUCUGAGAGGACACUGUAUGAAUCUCUACUUUCUAGUC